AUGAGGACUAUCGGUAUCAAGAAGGAUAUAAUUUCGUGGAACACAUUGAUUUCUGGAUACAUGAACAAUUCCUUGCUUGAUGAAGCUUUGAACUUAUUUAAGCAUGUUUUGACAGAGGACGGGAUCGAACCUGAUUCUUUCACUCUAGGGAGUGUUCUAUACGCUUGCACGAACAUGGCUUCUUUGAGUCUUGGGAAAGAGAUACACACUCAAGCCAUUGUUAGAGGCCUGCAAUCUAAUACCUUUGUUGGGGGAGCCUUGGUAGAAAUGUACUGUAAAUGCCAAGAGCUAAAGGCUGCUCAAAUUGCUUUUAAUGAAGUAAACGAACGUGAUACGGCAACAUGGAAUGCUUUGAUAUCUGGCUAUGCCCGCUGCAAUCAGAUUGAAGGCAUUAAGCAUCUGCUUAGAAAAAUGAGAGAAGAUGGUUUCGAGCCAAAUGUUUAUACGUGGAAUGGUAUUAUUGCAGGUCAUGUGGAGAACGACCUACAUGAUAAAGCCAUGCAGUUGUUUUCUGAAAUGCAAACUUCAAAUAUGAGGCCUGACGUUUAUACUAUUGGAAUAAUUCUACCUGCUUGUUCAAGGUCAGCUACCAUUGAGAGGGUAAAACAGGUUCAUGCGCAUGCAAUUAGAUGUGGCUAUGAUGCCGAUGUCUACGUAGGGGCAGCUCUUGUGGAUAUGUAUGCCAAAUGUGGGAGUAUACAGCAUGCACUACUAGCAUAUAAUAGAAUUUUAGAGCCAAAUUUGGUGUCCCACAAUGCAAUGCUUACAGCAUAUGCCACGCAUGGACAAGGGGAGGAUGGGAUUGCUCUCUUUAGAAGAAUAAUAACAAAUGGCUCCAGGCCUGAUCAUGUCACUUUUCUUUCUGCUCUUACUUAA
Hibiscus syriacus is the source of this 876-nucleotide messenger RNA. Its product is annotated as pentatricopeptide repeat-containing protein At3g02330, mitochondrial-like. Gene Ontology annotation, biological process: RNA modification. The coding region runs from base 1 to 876 and encodes 291 amino acids. The transcript has a single exon. Gene Ontology annotation, molecular function: RNA binding; protein binding. The record is from RefSeq and is a predicted model, not a curated record. Lineage: Eukaryota; Viridiplantae; Streptophyta; Magnoliopsida; Malvales; Malvaceae.